CGCUGCUCUACCGGCGCACAAGCAGCAGCGUCUUCCGGGUCAAACCUUUCAUUACCCCGCCUCUCUUCUCCAGCAGUCCUUCCGGCUUGACCGCCAUCAUUGACAGCAGACAUGGCUAUUCGCUACCCAAUGGCCGUUGGCCUCAACAAAGGCCAUCCAGUCACCAAGAAUGUGACUGCUCCCAAACACAGCCGCCGGCGCGGGCGUCUGACCAAACACAGCAAGUUUGUUCGGGACAUGAUCCGCGAAGUGUGCGGCUUCGCUCCGUAUGAGAGGCGAGCCAUGGAGCUGUUGAAGGUGUCAAAGGACAAGAGAGCCCUUAAGUUUAUCAAGAAAAGGAUCGGCACUCACAUUCGCGCCAAGAGAAAGAGGGAGGAGCUGAGCAACGUGCUGGCCGCUAUGAGGAAAGCCGCCGCCAAGAAGGACUAAUCUGUCACUCAAUAAAACGUUUGCUAAACUAUAAAA
Messenger RNA from Anoplopoma fimbria (sablefish), 465 nucleotides. It is a transcript of the gene rpl36, whose product is annotated as ribosomal protein L36. The transcript has 4 exons. Gene Ontology annotation, cellular component: ribosome; cytosolic large ribosomal subunit. Gene Ontology annotation, molecular function: structural constituent of ribosome. Gene Ontology annotation, biological process: cytoplasmic translation. The record is from RefSeq and is a predicted model, not a curated record. NCBI's taxonomy places the organism in Eukaryota, Metazoa, Chordata, Actinopteri, Perciformes, Anoplopomatidae. The coding region runs from base 112 to 429 and encodes 105 amino acids.